Thunnus maccoyii (southern bluefin tuna) is the source of this 5013-nucleotide messenger RNA. Its product is annotated as sal-like protein 4. Gene Ontology annotation, molecular function: RNA polymerase II cis-regulatory region sequence-specific DNA binding; DNA-binding transcription factor activity, RNA polymerase II-specific. The coding region runs from base 368 to 4039 and encodes 1223 amino acids. Gene Ontology annotation, biological process: regulation of transcription by RNA polymerase II. Lineage: Eukaryota; Metazoa; Chordata; Actinopteri; Scombriformes; Scombridae. The transcript has 3 exons. The record is from RefSeq and is a predicted model, not a curated record. Gene Ontology annotation, cellular component: nucleus.
GGGAGAGGAGGGGCGCAAAUUGGACAAGUUUUUUGGGGGAGAAGAGACUUUAGAAAACAGCCACACACACGCACUCACGGCAGCUUCAUAUGACACGGCGCAGACCUGCGGAUUUCCAAAACACCACUGCCCUCCUUUUUUUGACCUUCUUCCACGAAAAAACGUCUCUUUCAACAUUUAAAACUGGUUCUACGCUGUUUUGUUAUUUUUAAAUUCCCCUUUCAUCUCAGAGCUUGCGGGAUUUGCGCGACUUUUUUUAAAUUGUUGAUGGUUGGAUGGUUUCAGGAGCGCGUCCAAGUGCGCAAAAACGUGCCUGGUGCCAUUCAAUCGACUGAUGCCCCCCUUUCUGUCUGACUCGCCGUGAAUCAUGUCACGCCGGAAGCAGAAGCGACCCCAGCAUCUCGUUAAUGCGGAUCCGGGGGGCCCAAGGCUGCUAUCUCACGAUGACCACCUGGGCAUGAAGUCACCAUCCACAUCUCUUGGCUCAGAAGUGACCUCAUCAGGGUCCUCCUCCUCAUCCCCCACCUCUCUCCAAGACUGCCAGCCGCCUCUGGCCCCUCGCCCAUCCCCCGGUGGGCUCCACGCGCCCUCCUUACCCAGCGAGAGCUCGCCUCCUCCCCACUGGCCAAGCCACAUUGCCCCCUUCACCACCUCCCUCCCUAACACCCACUCUUCCCUCUCCCCAGACUUUCCUCACCCCUCGCUGUCUUCCCAGACUCACUCACCUCCUCCCCUGGGUCAAACCUCAGGCUCCCACACCCUGUCCCACCAAGGAAACUCUCACUCCACCAUGACCUCCCCACCGAUGGGCAGUUCGGCCACCACCACUACCUCCUCCUCCUCUUCCAUCUCCUCAUCUUGUGUGCCACCCCACCGUGACAGCUCCAGCCCAGGUCAGCAGCAGGCCUCCAGCUCUCCAGGGCAGCAGGGACAGAUCCAGGUGCCUCCCACCCUGGCAGUACUCUUGGAGGAGCUUAGAGUUUUACAGCAGAGGCAAAUCCACCAGAUGCAGAUAACAGAGGAAAUCUGUAGGCAUGUUCUAAGGCUUGGAGGGGCUGUCUUUGGCCAAGAUAAUAACACACAGGCUAGUGGUGCUGACAGCAGCCAGAAAACUGCAGGAGCAGUGUCUUCACCAUCACCAACACACCCCUCUACUGCCACUCCAGUAACUACGGCUUCAUCGCUUUUGACCGGCCUCCCCUCUUCCCUCUUUCCUCAGCCAUCCGUCUCCAAAUCAGGUGCUUCACAUGUUAAUGGCAGCAGGGCUCCAUCCUCCUCCUCGUUAUCGUCCUCGUCUUCCUCAUCUCUUUCAUCCACUAUCAGCUCCUCUGUUGCCUCCCUACACCCACUGUCUUUGUCAUUGGGGUUACCGCCACGCUACCUCCAUGAGAAGUCAUCUAACACCUCUUCAUUUGGUCACAGUAAUGGUAUCAGUUUCCCCACUCCUCCCCUUCCUACCACCAGCCAUUCCCAGGACCUCCAACCCAGCUCCUCCCUCGGCUCUGCCUCCUCAUCGGGACGCCCUCAGCAUGUCUGCCGUUUUUGCGGCAAGGUGCUUAGCAGUGAUUCAUCACUCCAGAUCCAUCUGAGGUCACACACAGGUGAAAGGCCCUACCAGUGUCCGGUCUGCUUGAGCCGUUUUACAACCAGAGGGAACCUCAAAGCCCAUUUCCUGCGACACAGAGAGCAGAACCCAGAGCUGUCUCUCUCAUUGCUGCCCCCAGCACUGUCAGAGCAGACACAGAGUGGCUCUGCUCCUGGUGCCAUCCAGAGAAGGAGAAAAAGGCGAGCUGAUGACGAUGAGCCAUUUAAUGGAGUGAAAGGAAGCAUUCCCGGGAUGACAGAGAACAUGGCUUUAGGAUUCCUGUCUGGUACGUCCUCUCGCCCCUCGCCUUCCUCUCUACCUCUGCCCCCCUCAGUGGACAUGGCGCUGCUGUCCACAGCCCAUUCACUUCUACAGCUGAACAGAGCUUCAGCUGCAGCUGCUGCCAGUGUAUCCAGCACUGUAAUGCCUUCCUCUUCAUCCUCAUCUUCAUCCUCCUCCAUGGGCAGUCAGUUCAAAGGAGCAAAGCAGCAGCGAUUUGAUGAGAAUACACCUCCUCACUCAGCCCUCCAUGCAACCUCCCCAUACUCCCAGCUGGCCCACCUUCCCAAGAUUCUCUUCCCUGGAGGUACCUCCCCUCACCACCUUGCACUUCUCCGACCUCCAGGCCACCCAUCCACUUCUCACCUCACCUCACCUCAUCAGCUACCCUUCCCCUUUCCACCUUUCCCCAAACCAUCAACCUCUUCUCCCUCUUCAUCAUCUCCCAACACCUCUACCCAGACCUCAGACACCUCCAAGUUGCAGCGCCUGGUUCAGAAGCUUGAAAAGCAACCACAGGGAGGUUCUUCUUCUGCCUCCACCUCCUCACUAACCCCUGCUGAAGCCAAUGGGGACACACAUGGCCAUGACCUGACCACCACCUCUAGUGCCUAUCGCAGGGAAAUGUUGGCUGCUCUCGGCCUGAGCCCAAGUGCCAAUGCUGCAGGACUAGUGACCAGCCAGGGAGUCUCAGGUUCUAGUACCACAACCACCACCACCACUACCCCUUCUCUGCCUACUGUUCAGGCUAACCAGUGUGGCGUGUGCCUGCGUGUCCUCAGUUGCCCUAGAGCUCUGCGUUUGCACCAGGCCACACAUCUGGGAGAGCGGCCAUUCCCUUGUAAGCUGUGCGGUCGUUCCUUCUCCACCAAGGGUAGCCUCAGGGCCCACCAAGCCACUCACCGUGCAAGACCACCCAAUGCCCGUGCCUUGAACUCCUGCCCACUGUGCCCACGCAAGUUCACAAAUGCCUUGGUUCUUCAGCACCACAUCCGCUUGCACCUAGGAGGGCAAAUACCACCUGAUGAAGACAUGCCACCUGAAGAUGGCGCAGAAACUGAGAAUGCUGUCUUUGAUGAUGGUGAGAAUGACUCCAUUGGCUCCCCAUCUAAAGCCCAACAACUCCUUCCCCUGGCCUUAACUACAGGCUCCAAGUCUCCGAUUGGUGUUCCUGACUCAGGGUCCACUUCUAAGCAACCCACAGCUGCUGAUGCAUCUUCUGUGAAGACAGAGGAAUCCGAGAGCUCAACACCCAGCCCACCCCUGACCCGUAAUCCCUCCUCAGCGGGAGCAGAGGACCCCCUGCGUGUGAGAGAGAACACCCUAAUUGAUAGUAGCCCCAUGAACAGCUCCAUGUACUCUGAGGAGGAGACCCACGCUGACCUGGGCAAAGCACCCAUAGCUACUUUUAAUUCAGCUGUAGUGAAUGGAGAUUCAGAGGCUGAUGACACCCCUCUUUCCCUCUGUGUUUCAAAGCCUGGCGCAGAAAAUGAUAUGCCGCAUAGAGCGAUUAAUAAUGAUGCCACCUCUUCUAAAGAGAAUCACGAUUGCUCCACAGAAGAGCAAACUACUAGUCCUGAUUCUAACCCGAAACCCCCAGGUGCAAACCCAUUACCUUCCCUCACCCCUCCUGCCAGCCCCAAAGCCAGGGGAGAAGCAGAAGAGGCCUGUGGCAGUGUACCACAGGAGCCACAGGAGAGAGAUGCUGCCCAAAGUAAAGGGAAGGGUGAGACCAGCACACCCAGAGAGCCUUUGCCGGCAUUAGAUCCAGAGAAGGACACUCCAAUUGAGGAGGGUUACAGCGUGCCAGAAGAGCCUUCAGAGGACCCAGAGCCCUCUGUCCCAGCACCAGCACCACAUUCCCAGCCUCCUCGCCUGGACAAACCCUACAGUUGCUCCCAGUGUGGAAAGGCAUACGCCAGCCGUAGUGGACUUAAGGGGCACAUGAAAACCCACCCUGGAGUGUUGGCCAAUACCCCCUCCAAGGCUCAAACCAAUGACAAUGACAAUGACAUUGUGGAGGAUCACAGUUCUCAUUCAGCCAAUAAGAAUCCAGGACAACAGGAAGAAAAGCAGGGAUUGGCUAAAUCCCCUGAGAAAGGUGGCAGCACAGACCCACUACCGAUCAGUUUUGGUUCGGAUGAGGCGGGCGAGCCUAUGGACACUGCUGUGUAGAAAAAGUUAGUAUUGUUGAAUGGCUGCAGUCAGUUUUUAAAGGGUCCUGACAAGGGAAUGUAUUUUUUUAAUAGAAUAAGAUUUGUUUUCUAGAGUUAUUGAUUCUAAUUCAUGUUUACCUUUCAUAUUAGGCAGAUAGAUCUAGUUUGUGAUGUAGUAAAAUUGCAAGAGAUUUGUGAAUGUAGAGCAUGAGUCAUCUUACCUAUGUAUUUUUGUACUUCAAAGACCACAGUGAGGCCUUAUCUUACACACUUCACAGCAUUGUCAUGAUGAGAAUUAACUGUUUGCGCCUUUUUUUGCUGACAUUUCUCAGCACAUACUGUAUAAACAACCAGUAUAAGCUGAUUUGAAAUAGAAGACGGUCCAGAAAAUGAAACUCACAAGAUGAACUCCAUACCAAAACAGGCCAAAUUAGUAAUGGCCAACGUCUGUAAAUAUGAGCUGCGGUUACAUUUUAUGCCUUUUUAUUGUUACUUUCUUCUUUCCUUUUUUUAAUGUGAUGCUGCUGAAUGCAUGUUUCUGAUGUGCUGAGUUGCACUAUGAGUUGCACUGUGUCCUGUGCUGCUGAAACAUCUGCUGAAACAAACACCACAUGCUAGCAAUGAUGAUGAUGUUGAUAAUGAUGGCGAUGAAUGUGUUAGAUUAUCAGUAACUCUGUGAACAGUCCUGUACUUAUAGCUGUAAACUUUGCUAGUGGCAAAUUACCGUACUCAUAUUGAUGAUUGUAAAUGGUUUUCCUGAUUGUCGAGGCAAUCUGCAGUUUCAUGUUGGACUCUUGCAGAAACCAACGACAAGGAUGAGCCCCGUCCGUUAAAAUUCCCCCUCCUUUAUCUUUCUUUUCCCCCCCCUCUUCUCCCUACCCUCCUCUCUCAAAGCACUUGAGAGUUUUCUGCUCCUGCAGAAAUUGUCUGCACUCACUGCAUUCCUGCUUAUCCCAGUUUAGUAUUUGUAUGCUUUUCUUUACCCUUUGUAUC